ACUUUUUCAAGACCACGUUGCAGUAGUACCGAACCCCACCGAGCACGGACUACCUGCCCAAACUCGCCGGAUUCCUACCGGAAUCGGCCAACCCACCACGCCGAACCACUCCCACCAAGCACAACCCGAAACCCUAGCCCCGUCCAUGGGCGACGACGCGGCCCCCGCCGCGUCCCCCUCGCCGUCGCCUUCCUCGUCCUCCUCCGGCGCCUCCCCCUCGCCCUCCUCCCGGCGCUACAGACGCCGCCGCGUGGACAGCUACGCGCUCGGCUUCGAGUUCGCCCCGCGCCUCGCGCCCUAUGAGCUCCCUCCCCCGCGCCCCCCCGAGUGGACGGAGGGCUCCACCUUCGCGCUCCUCGACGCCUGGGGCGACCGCUUCGUCCGCGCCGGCCGCCGCGGCAUCCGCGCCGACGAGUGGCUCGAGGUCGCCCGCCUCGCCACCGCCGCAGCGAACCGCCCUGCGGGGUACUACUCCGAGUCGCAGUGCCGCAACCGCAUCGACACGCUCAGGAAGAAGUUCAGGAAGGAGAAGGAGAGGGCGCGCCUCGCGGCCCGCCGCUCCCGCCCCUCCCCACCCAAAUGGGUCUACUUCGAUAAGAUGAUAUCUCUCCUGUGCCCGCCACCGCCUCCGUUGCAGCCUCCCGUCGUGACGCGCCGCCGCGAUACGCAUCCAUCGCCGCGCCUUUCGUGGGGGGUGGAUGCCCCGGAGCGUAUGCUGGGCGGCGGUUGGGACGUACGGCCUGUGGACUCAGGUUCGGAUGCCGAAUUGGGGGAAGAGCAGAAAAUUGAGGUUGCUGCAAGGAAUUCGAAUGGGUUUGGGGUGCUCGCUGAGUCGAUUCAGAAGUUCGUGGAGGUUUAUGAGAGGAUGGAUAGUAGAAAGAGGCAGCAAAUGGCGGAGUUGGAGCAAAUGAGGAGGGAUUUCCAUAGGGACCUUGAUGCAAAGUGGAGGGAGAUUUUGGCGAAGGCACAAGCAGAGAUUGGAUGUCUUGAGGAUGAAGAUUGUGAUGAGGGUGAUGCCGAGGAGGAUGGGGAUGGUGGCAGUGGUAGUAAGAGGUUAGAGGAUGAUGGUGGUGAAGAGCAGAACAAUGGUGAUACGGAUGCUUCUCCUUCACAUAUGGCCUAGAAGUUCGCCCAAUGAGGAACAAAAUUGGGGAUUUCAUGUCAAUAGAUGGAUCCACUUGGUAGGCGGGUGAUUAACUCUGUAAUCGCUGGUAACAGUAUUGUCAGUACCCAAAUCAAAGAGAUUAUGUAGCUAAUGAAUUAACAGGAAUGAUUUGAGCUUGAUUCAGUCUGCCAACACCCAGCGCAGAUUGCUGUAUAAUUCUCAUUUCUUUUUUUCUCUCAGCAAUGCUAAGCAAGAUAGUACUGCUCUUUUGGUUGUUGUA
This is a messenger RNA of Phragmites australis (common reed), 1385 nucleotides long. Its product is annotated as trihelix transcription factor ENAP1-like. The transcript is spliced from 2 exons. Gene Ontology annotation, cellular component: nucleus. Bases 146 to 1123 code for a protein of 325 amino acids. Lineage: Eukaryota; Viridiplantae; Streptophyta; Magnoliopsida; Poales; Poaceae. Gene Ontology annotation, molecular function: transcription cis-regulatory region binding. The record is from RefSeq and is a predicted model, not a curated record.